AUGCCUUGUGCACCGACAUCAGAUGAGUUGGUUUUCUUUGUGAAUGGGAAGAAGGUGAUAGAAAGGAAUGUGGACCCUGAAGUCACGUUGCUGACAUACCUGCGAGAGAACUUACGCCUCACCGGGACCAAGUACGCCUGCGGAGGAGGAGGCUGUGGCGCCUGCACAGUGAUGGUGUCUCAGCAUGACCCGGACUCCAGGAAGAUAAGACACUUCUCCAUCACUGCAUGCCUGGUGCCCAUCUGCUCUCUUCAUGGAGUGGCUGUCACCACCGUAGAAGGUAUAGGAAGUAUCAAAACCAGGCUUCACGCUGUGCAGGAGAGGAUCGCCAAGAGCCACGGCACCCAGUGUGGGUUUUGUACUCCUGGAAUGGUGAUGUCCAUGUACACACUGCUAAGAAAUCACCCUCAGCCCUCAGAAGAGCAGCUCAUGGAAGCCCUGGGGGGAAACUUGUGCCGCUGCACUGGCUAUCGACCCAUUCUCGACAGUGGGAAGACCUUCUGUGUGGAGUCCAGUGGCUGUCCACAGAAAGGCACAGGAAAAUGCUGCUUGGACCAGGGAGAACAUGAUUCUUCCUCACCCAACACAGAAAGUGACAUUUGCACAGAAUUAUUUGUGAAAGAAGAGUUCCAGCCUUUGGACCCUACCCAGGAGCUCAUAUUUCCUCCAGCACUCUUGAGAAUGUCAGAGAAGCCAGAAAAAGAAACCCUGAGCUUUCACGGAGAAAGGGUCACCUGGAUCUCUCCUGGGACCCUCAAGGAUCUCCUGACUCUAAAAGCAAAGUACCCGGAAGCUCCUCUCAUUCUGGGGAACACUUCCCUGGGCCCUGCAAUGAAAUCUCAAGGACAUUUUCACCUAGUUCUCCUUUCCCCUGUGAGGAUUUCUGAGCUGAGAAUGGUAUCUGAGACAAGUGAUGGUCUGACAAUAGGUGCUGGAUGCAGUCUGGCCCAGGUAAAGGACAUCCUGGCAGAGAAGAUUUCCCAACUCCCAGAGGAGAAAACUCAGACAUACCAAGCCCUGUUGAAGCACCUGAAGACCCUGGCAGGCCAGCAGAUCCGGAAUAUGGCAUCCUUAGGGGGACAUAUCAUAAGUCGGCAUGACUACUCAGAUCUGAAUCCAAUCCUGGCUGUGGGCAAGGCUACGCUGAACCUGGUAUCACAAGAUGGCUCAAGGCAGAUUCCUCUGGAUGAGCAAUUCCUUGCGGGUUUAGCAAGUGCUGACCUGAAGCCAGAAGAAAUCCUGGCCUCUGUGUAUGUGCCUCAUUCCCAAAAGGGGGAAUUUGUGGCUGCCUUCCGACAGGCUCCAUGCCAACAGAACGCCGUGGCCGAUGUGAACGCUGGCAUGCGAGUCCUCUUCAAAGAAGGCACAGAUGCUAUUGAGGAACUGAGCAUUGCCUAUGGCGGGGUGGGGAUAGCCACCACCUGUGCCCAGAAGACCUGCCAGCAGCUCCUGGGGAGGCGCUGGACCAAUGUGAUGCUAGACGAAGCUUGCAGGCUGCUUCUAGAUGAAGUCUCCAUCCCAGGCGGGGCUCCCGGGGGCAGAGUGGAGUUCAAGAGGACCCUGCUGGUCAGCUUCCUCUUCAAGUUCUACCUCCAAGUGCUGCAAGAGCUGAGGAGGCCUGACAGGCUAUCCUCCUUGCCUGUAAGUACAGACAACUAUCACUAUCCUGAAAUAUCAAAAAAAUAUCUAAGUGCUCUAGAAGAUUUCCAGAUGACAAUGCCCCAGGGAGUCCAAAGGUACCAGAGUGUGGAUUCUCGCCAACCUCUCCGAGAUCCAGUUGGACGCCCUGUCAUGCACCUCUCUGGUCUGAAACAUGCCACCGGAGAAGCCAUAUUCUGUGAUGACAUCCCCAAGAUGGAUAGAGAACUUUUCAUGGUUUUGAUGACCAGUACCAGAGCACAUGCCAAAAUCAUAUCAACUGAUUUCUCUGAGGCCCUUGAACUCCCAGGGGUGGCUGAUGUGAUAACAGCUGAUGAUAUUCCAGGAGCCAAUGGUGUUGAAGGAGACAAAUUAUUGGCUGUCAAUGAGGUGCUUUGUGUGGGCCAGAUCAUCUGUGCUGUGGUUGCAGAGACUGAAGUGCAGGCGAAGAGAGCAAUUGGAAAGAUAAAGGUCACCUAUGAGGACCUGGAGCCAGUCAUCUUCAGCAUUGAGGAUGCCAUCAAACACAGUUCAUUCCUCUGCCCUGAGAAGAAACUUGAACAAGGAAACAUUGAAGAGGCAUUUAAAAACGUUGAUCAAAUUGUUGAAGGAGAGGUUCAUGUAGGAGGACAGGAACACUUCUAUAUGGAAACGCAGCGGGUGCUUGUGAUUCCAAAAACAGAGGACAAAGAACUGGACAUUUAUGUAUCAACACAGGAUGCAGCACAUGUGCAGAAAACAGUGGCUUCCACUUUAAACAUCCCCAUCAACAGAGUCACAUGCCAUGUGAAGCGGGUAGGUGGAGGCUUUGGUGGAAAGGUGGGGAGACCCGCUACUUUUGGGGCUAUUGCAGCUGUAGGUGCUUUCAAAACUGGUCAUCCCAUUCGACUUGUUCUUGAUCGUGAAGAUGACAUGUUAAUAACUGGAGGAAGACACCCAUUGUUUGGAAAAUAUAAGGUGGGAUUCAUGAACAAUGGCCGAAUCAAAGCUCUGGACAUCGAGUGCUUCGUUAAUGGAGGGUGCACACUGGAUGACUCGGAGUUGUUAAUAGAAUUCCUGGUAAUGAAACUGGAAAAUGCGUAUAAGAUUCGCAACCUCAGGUUGCGGGGCCACGCCUGCAAGACAAACUUACCGUCCAACACAGCCUUUCGAGGUUUUGGAUUCCCACAAGGAGCCCUGGUGACAGAAUCAUGCAUCACAGCAGUGGCAGCCAGGUGCAGCCUUCUCCCCGAAAAGAUUAGGGAGAAAAACAUGUACAAAACUGUUGAUAAAACCAUCUAUAAACAAGCAUUCAACCCCGAGAACAUGAUAAGAUGUUGGAAUGAAUGUCUGGACAAGUCUUCCUUUCACAGCAGAAGAAAGGAAGUGGAAGAGUUCAACAAGAAGAACUAUUGGAAGAAGAGAGGCAUUGCUAUUGUCCCCAUGAAAUUCUCAGUUGGAUUUGCUGCAACGAGCUACCAUCAGGCAGCUGCCCUUGUUCACAUCUACACAGACGGAUCUGUCUUGGUCACACAUGGAGGAAAUGAACUGGGACAAGGAAUUCACACCAAAAUGCUACAGGUGGCCAGCCGUGAGUUGAAAAUCCCCAUGUCCCAUAUACACAUCUGUGAGACCAGCACGGCCACAAUUCCCAAUACCAUCGCUACUGCAGCAUCCAUUGGUGCCGAUGUCAAUGGCAGGGCUGUCCAGAAUGCAUGUCAGAUCCUUCUAAAACGCCUUGAGCCAGUCAUUAAGAAAAACCCCGAAGGCACAUGGGAAGACUGGAUAGAAGCUGCUUUUGAACAAAGAAUCAGCCUUUCAGCCACUGGAUACUACAGGGGCUACAAGGCCUUCAUCGACUGGGAGAAGGGGGAAGGAGACCCUUUUCCAUACUAUGUCUACGGGGCUGCCUGUUCAGAGGUUGAAAUUGAUUGUCUAACCGGAGCUCAUAAGAAAAUCAGAACAGACAUUGUCAUGGAUGCAUGUUGUAGCCUCAAUCCAGCCAUUGACAUCGGGCAGGUUGAAGGCUCUUUUAUUCAGGGAAUGGGCCUUUACACAACUGAAGAACUGCAAUAUUCCCCAGAAGGCGUCCUGCACUCUCGAGGCCCUGAUGAGUACAAGAUCCCCACGGUCAUGGACAUCCCAGAAGAGUUCAAUGUCUCCCUGUUGUCAUCAUCGACCACCCCACUGACCAUCUAUUCUUCCAAGGGGCUGGGAGAGUCGGGGAUGUUCCUGGGGUCAUCUGUGUUCUUCGCAAUCACUGAUGCAGUGGCAGCAGCUCGAAAGGAGAGAGAUGCAGCCGAGAACUUGGUCGUGAGGAGUCCUGCCACCCCGGAGCAGGUCCGAAUGGCCUGUAUGGAUCGGUUCACAGAAAUGGCAUACCUGGAUAAUGUAGGACUAAGAAGAGUCUUCCGUGAGUACCUAAACAGUACUGACCUUACGUCUCACCAGCUCCACAUAGCAGUUACCAAACUGCACCUGAGUCCCACUUGA
This is a messenger RNA of Suncus etruscus (white-toothed pygmy shrew), 4110 nucleotides long. RefSeq names its product aldehyde oxidase 2-like. The record is from RefSeq and is a predicted model, not a curated record. NCBI's taxonomy places the organism in Eukaryota, Metazoa, Chordata, Mammalia, Eulipotyphla, Soricidae. Gene Ontology annotation, molecular function: NAD binding; oxidoreductase activity; FAD binding. The transcript has 36 exons. The coding region runs from base 1 to 4110 and encodes 1369 amino acids.